UACCGGAUCGGCCAAUCCGCCACGAGAUCAUCCUUAAGGCCGGGGCCGUACCUUCGCGUGGUUGCAUCUAGCGCAUGAGCGAGGAAGAGUUAAGUGUGUUACGCGCUCAACUCGACGACCUUCUGAAGAAAGGCUGGAUUCGGCCUAGCUCUUCGCCAUACGACACUCACGUUCUCUUCGUCCGGAAGAAGAACAAGGAAUUGCAGUUAUGCAUCGAUUAUCGCAAGCUCAACACGCAAACCGUCAAGAACGUCGGCGCUCUUUCGUGCAUCGACGACCUCCUCGAAUGGCUGGGCGACGCAAAAUUUUUCGCCAAGCUUGACCUCGAAUCGGGAUAUCACCAACUCGACAUCCGACAGGAGGACCCCUACAAGACCGCGUUCAAGACGGUAUAUGGGCAUCUCGAAUGGCUGGUUAUGCUUUUUGGGCUUACAAAUGUCCCAACCACGUUCCAAGCGGCUAUGAUGACGGAGUUCCGACACAUGCUGGACAAAUUUGUACUCAUCUACCUUGACGAGAUCUUGGUGUACAGCCAAAGUUUGGACGAGCAUGUGGAGCACCUGCGCACUGUUUUGGAGCGGCUACGACAAGCCAAGUACAAAGCCAACCACGACGAAUAUGAAUUCGCGGGGGAGGAGCUCAAAUACUUGGGCCAUUAUGUGCCGCCACAAGGCCACUCGCGGACAAGAUUGAGGCCAUCCGCUUAUGGCCCGAGCCCACCAACACCACGGACAUUCGCUCAUUCAUGGGGUUGGCUGGCUACUACCAACGUUUCAUCACCGGGAGACAAGAAGGAUGAGGCUCUCGACACAUGGUUGAGAACGGUGCCAGUGUGGGUGAGGGCCAAAAUGACAUUGGUAGAAGAGGAGGUGAUUACUGCUGCAUCCUACUUAGAGGGUUCAGCAGCCCGUUGGCUAAACAGACUGGUAGCUUCAAAGGGCUUCGACAGGAACAUGCAUGAUUGGGCGCAGACCCACACAUUAGAAAGCUUUAUGGACUUAGUGGAGGCUCGUUGGCACAACCCUCAGCAGGCACAUAUUGCGACUGAUGGGCUCUUGAAACUUGAUACUAGAAAGUACAAGUCUGUGCGGGAACUCACCACAACCGUAGAGCGCCUGAUCGUUGUCCCUGGAGUGGAGUACAAUCCACAGGUCUUGCUGAACAUGUUCCUGAGAUGUCUUCCCACAGACAUUAGGAAUUUAUUAGCCAGCGAGGCUCACAGAGAGUAUCAUACCUUCGAGUCAUUCAGCAAGAAGGCCCUAGACUUAGAGGCUAGGUUGGGUGAAGCUCAAACCCCUUCUACGGAUGGGAGAAAGAAGAAGACUCCACAAGAGUGGAAGAAGAAGGGUAGUCGAUUGAUGGUGGUUGAUUCUGAUGGGAAUCAAACCGAGAUCGAUGAUGUUUUCGAUCUUGUGGAGGGUUCAGAGUUUGACGGCGAGGAGAGUGCUGAGGGUGGCAACCUCGCCGCCGUAGUUAAGACUAAGGCAGCUGGUCGCGGCAAGGGCGGUCAACAAAGGAGUCAGGGGCAGGCCACUAACCCAAACAAAAUAGCUGCUUGGGUUAGAGCAGGUCUGGAUCAGGAUGUGUGGCGGGACCGUUGGUCUCACGUCUGCACGUUCUCCUACCCAGGAGGAGAAAUAAACCAUAAGAUAUCAUUCCUGGUGAGCGACGAGUUGCCCUUUGACAUGUUGUUGGGCAUGUACUACCUCGAGGUUGCCAAGCUCCAGUUUGACUGGGACAAGGUGUUGAAGCACGAGUUGCCUAGUGGGAGAACCGUGAGACUGGCCAAAUACAAAGCCAGUAGGUUAGUAGACUCCUAUGGGUGCUUAUGCGCAUCUGCCUUUUAUAACUAUUAUAAACAGAACCCAGAGGAAGGAAUGUACUUAGUCUCUGUCUCUGCAAAAGGGGAGGCCGUUAAAACACCCCCAGAGAUAGAGAUCAUCGUCGCCAAGUACCCAGAUCUGCUUGAGGAGCCUACAGGAGUCGUAGACAUGGAGAUUGUCCAUGCCAUAGAGAUCAUCCCCGGUUGUAAAACACCAAAGGGUAGAAUCUAUAGGAUGUAUCCAGCCGAGUUGGACGAACUUCGCCGGCAAAGUGCUCAUAGAGAAGGGACCGACGAGUGUGAGGCAACUUUCAAGCGUUUGAAGCAUGCUCUCACGCAUCAUGAGGUUCUCAUGGUACCCGACCCGCAAAGGCCAUUCGUUGUAACCACUGACGCAAGCCAAUAUGGGAUUGGCGCUGUGCUGGCUCAGCAGGAAGGGAAGAAGUUGAGACCGAUCGAGUACAUGAGCAAAAAGAUGCCUUCAAAGAAGUUGGCAAAGUCCACCUACGAGAGGGAACUCUGUGCUCUUUACAAGGCACUUGUCCACUGGAGACACUAUCUGUUAGGAAGGUUCUUCUACUUGAGAACUGACCAUCAGACCCUCAAGUGGAUCAAGACACAACCAGUUUUGUCCUAUGCACUCAAACGCUGGAUUGAAGUCAUAGAUCAAUAUGAUUUCAAACUAGACUAUUUGAAAGGAGAAUACAACAAGGUUGCAGAUGCGUUGUCUAGGAGGGCAGAUUACCUAGGUGCACUGAUUUCUGAGUUUGGUUUGUCUAAGGACGUGACUCGAUCGUUGGGGGAAGCCUACAAGGAAGAUCCCAUCACGAUGGACAUCAUCAACAAACUUCAGGCCAAAGACAAGCCCACCUCUGACGAGUUUGUGAUGGUGGAUAGGUUACUCUUUCUUGAGAAGGCAGGGUUCAAGAGGUUCGUUGUUCCAUCUAGGGAAACUUUGCGUAGUUUAUUUUUAGUUGAGUGCCACGACGCAAUGGGACACUUCGGUUAUAAGAAGACUAGUGCUAACUUAGUACAACGAUUCUGGUGGCCUAACAUGCUUGACGAUGUGAAGAAGUAUGUGGAGACCUGUCACGUCUGUCAGCGGGACAAGCCGCGGACUCAAGCUCCGCUUGGGUUACUCAAGCCUUUACCCAUUCCUGCUGGUCCAGGACAGAGUAUCUCCAUGGACUUCAUGGAUACUCUCGUGACCAGCAAGAAUGGCAAGAGGCACAUGUUCGUCAUAGUAGAUAGGUUCACUAAGUACGCUAGACUAAUCGUCAUGCCAGAAACUGCCAGGACUGAGCACGUCAUUAAGUUGUUCAUGGACAACUGGGUUGAACAGAUGAACCGAGUGGUGCAGCAUCUGCUGAGGCAUUACAUCAAGCCCAGCCAGGAUGACUGGGAUGAGAAGUUACCUCUCAUCGCCAGUCUGUACAACAACGUUGUACACAGCACCAUCGGUGUCAGUCCUAAUCAACUACAUCUGGGAUGGAAGCCUAGAUCUGCUCUAGACUUCCUCCUGCCUGAAAACCGAACUGCCGCAACUCCUGGAACCAUUGAAUUUGGUGUCAAGUAUGAAAAACUGCUGCAGCAGACUGUCGAACACAUUAAGAAAUCUCAGGAGGUCAUGAUUGCUUUCGAGAAAAGCGUCGCGGACAGUCCACAUUUCAGGGUCAUGAACAAUCCCAACAUUACCGUUCACUUCAACGUUGUUACCGAGGAUGUUGUGCCUUCUCCACGAGGUGACAUGGGCGGCGUGGUAUUGAGGGAUCAGCUAACCAAUGAGACAAAGAUUUUAGAGGUGAAAGGCCUGUUUUACGGUAUUGGUCACACCCCGAACAGCAGACUUUUUGAAGGGCAGAUCAAGCUAGAUGAUAAUGGCUACGUUGUUGCAGGAGCUGGUGGGCAAACAAACGUAGAGGGAGUUUUUGCAGCGGGAGACCUCCAGGACGAUGAAUGGAGACAAGCAAUCACUGCUGCAGCGUCUGGGUGUAUGGCAGCCCUCUCUGUGGAGAGAUAUUUGACGAGAACCAACUUGUUGGUAGAGUUCCAUCAGAAAGAGGAACAAGUGGUGAAGAAGGAGCUAUCCCCGCAAGAUGUUGAAAUGGGAUUCGACAUCACUGCCACAAAGCACAAAGGACAGUAUGCUUUACGGAAGCUGUACCAUGAAAGUGACCGAUUGAUUGCUGUAUUGUACACGUCUCCGACCUGUGGGCCAUGCAGAACGCUGAAGCCAAUCCUGAACAAGGUCAUUCUGGCCUGGGCAGGCAAUGCGGCAGCGCUGCUGCGUUGCAACUUCGUGUUUGACAUGAAGCUGCCGGCUGGGUCGCGCACACGGGCGCUGAGUGCCAUGUCAGCAACAGUGCCAUGUCAGCAGUGCCACGUCAUCAGCAGUGCCAUGUCAGCAGUGCCACAUCAGCAACAGUGCCACGUCAGCAACAGUGCCACGUCAGCAACAGUGCCACGUCAGCAGUGUCACGUCAGCAGUGCCACGUCAGCAGUGCCACGUCAGCAACAGUGCCAUGUCAGCAGUGCCACAUCAGCAACAGUGCCACGUCAGCAGUGCCCCGCCACCAUGACGGGCUCAGCUCUGGGCAUGCCAGGCCAACUGGCCAACGAGACCAUUGCCGAGUACAAACAGCGGUUCCAGACUCAGCUCGCACUGAUCGAGGCUGAGGAACAGCGCCAGGUGGCAGCCGAGGCUGUCCACCUACAGGCUGAAGCGGCAGCAACAGCUGAGAAGCAGCGGCUUCAGGCCGAAGCAGACGCAGAUACCCAGGCACGCCACAAGGAAGCCCAGGAUCUGCUACAGCGGCAUGAAGCCACCAGCAUCGAAAAGCUUAAGUUUUGGCACUUUGAACCAUCCGAGGAGCACGACGACGCGACACCGGAGGAGCAGCACAAGGAAUUCAUGGCCAAACUCGUGACUAGGUUGGUUUACACUUGUAACCACCUGCAGUCCGAGCUGGCGAACCUCCAGCGGGCCAUGCGGAACCACAACGCUCAGCACGAGGAUGGAGCACGGGCACUUGAUUCCCGUGUACAGGACUUGGAGCAAACUGCACCAAAACCGGAGGCUGGCAAGUCCAGCAGUGCACCCUCUGCCCGCCAACUGGAGGAACGUGUCGACCACGUAGUAGCAAUGCUAGGAGACAUCAGCACCUUCGCGGCGCCGGCCACCAUCAGUAAGCAGCUGGACACCUUGAAGACCGAGGUUCAGCAACUGCACCAGCUGCCUAACAAGGAUGGCAACACCCCGCAACAUUACAAGAUGCCGACAUUCCAAAUGGAGAAGUUCGAUGAUUACAUGCAUCAAGACCCGGUCAUCUGGUGGGAGGGCUUUACGACGCAACUUCGGAUUCUGAUCGUCCCCAAGCACUUGUACAUCGGCGCACUGUUCCUCAACUCAAAGGCGGAUGCCAGAUCUGGCUGAGCCACCUGACAACCGUCCACGGGGUCGACGUCGCAGAUUUGAAAGAUAAGAUCUCUUGGGAAGAGUUAACACGGCUAUGAAAGAAGCGGUUCAUCGUGGACGACGCCCCGAUGCUCGCCAUCAACCGCCUCUUUGCUAUGACGCAAGGCAACACAUCGACACGUGACUGGCUCACGGAAUGGCAAAAGAUCGCGGCGGCGCCGAAUCUCGAAUUGCCAUUUUCGCAC
Chara braunii is the source of this 5482-nucleotide messenger RNA. Lineage: Eukaryota; Viridiplantae; Streptophyta; Charophyceae; Charales; Characeae. The record is from the annotation of a GenBank genome assembly.